AUGCCUGCACAGCCUAUCAUCCGCAAAAAGCAAAGGAAUGCUGUCGCUGACAGGGAGCGUGAGCAGAUCAUACGGAUGGUGAUUGUGCUCGGCAAAACCAAGGCUGAGGUUGCCAAGGUCAUGGGGCGGCCGUACUCCACCAUCUCAACUGUUGUUCAGGCCUUUCUCGAUCACGGAACCACCACAUCAAAGAAGAAGGGCGGUCAAGUGGUGCAGCGCAGCACCAUCAGCGAGGAGCACAUUCAAACCAACAUUGCUUACAUCAAUGAUCGGCCGGCAGCAACACUCCAUGAGAUCAACGAGCAUCUCAUCCAGCACAGUGGUCCCUCAGUACCACGCUCUCAGAUGUCGCGUGUGCUCAUUGAUCGCUGUGCAAUCACACUGAAACGAAUAGCGCUCGAACACGAUCGACAUCAAUGCGAAGAGCUCAUCGACAUCCGGCAAAACUGGCUAGUCGACUUUGAGACCAACUACUCGUGGAAAAACGCCAUCUUCUUUGACGAGGCCGGGUUCAACCUGCACACCCACCGAUCAGUUGGGAGAGCAACUGUUGGUGAGCGUGCUAUCCAGCGGAACAGUCCGGCUGAUCGCAAGAAGAACAUGUCGCUGCUUGUUGCUGUGUCAAGCGGCGGGAUCGAGGCAAGCUACAUUGCACUUGGUGGAUGGAACGGCGACAUCAUCACCAUCUUCCUGAAGGAACAUGUCUUUCCGAGGAUACGCGGCCAGAAGCGGCUGCUUGUCAUGGAUAACGCUCGCUGCCACCAUGCCGAUCACGUUGAGCAGGCGAUCACAGCUGAGGGCCAUCACCUCAAGUUCCUCCCACCGUACACACCCUGGUUCAAUCCAACGGAGAAGGUCUUCGCACGCAUCAAGCCUGCAGUCGGCCGACACGAAUUGCGUACACACAAUGGCCUUGAUAACGCCAUCACAGCACAGCUUGAAGCGAUCAUGCCGGAGGACUGUAAGGGCUGGUUACGCGAAACAAAGCGAUGGGCGCGAGUUGCUCAAGCAGGCCAUCCGCUCAACCAGGAUCGCGACGCAGCACAAGCUCUCGAACGAUUUGGCCUUGUUCGCGAUCGUGAAGAGGCUAUGAACAUGUACUUGGAUGCCGAUGGGGAGGAGGAGGAGGAGGAUGGCGACGGCGACGAAGAGGGUGUCUCCCUGGAGAUGCUCACACGGCGCACAGACUAG
This is a messenger RNA of Sporisorium graminicola, 1191 nucleotides long. RefSeq lists its product as uncharacterized. The transcript has a single exon. The coding region runs from base 1 to 1191 and encodes 396 amino acids. NCBI's taxonomy places the organism in Eukaryota, Fungi, Basidiomycota, Ustilaginomycetes, Ustilaginales, Ustilaginaceae. Gene Ontology annotation, molecular function: nucleic acid binding. The record is from RefSeq and is a predicted model, not a curated record.